This is a messenger RNA of Bathycoccus prasinos, 981 nucleotides long. RefSeq lists its product with no specific name. The transcript has a single exon. The record is from RefSeq and is a predicted model, not a curated record. Gene Ontology annotation, biological process: maturation of LSU-rRNA from tricistronic rRNA transcript (SSU-rRNA, 5.8S rRNA, LSU-rRNA); ribosomal large subunit assembly. Gene Ontology annotation, molecular function: rRNA binding. Bases 1 to 981 code for a protein of 326 amino acids. Lineage: Eukaryota; Viridiplantae; Chlorophyta; Mamiellophyceae; Mamiellales; Bathycoccaceae. Gene Ontology annotation, cellular component: nucleolus.
AUGGUAGCAGCAGUUUCGAUAUCAGCACCAGAGACGAAUACUAAUGAUUCGUCUCGAAACAUCAGUCAAACGCACCAUCUGGCGGUGAAAGCCGCGAAAACGAACAAAGGGAAAAGAGCCAUCGAGAAAAACGCCCCGAGACGGAAAGAAGUGGCGGCGAAGACGUUGAUGCUUUUACACGGCGCGGUCACGUCGGAGGUUCUGAAAUCCUUAAUAAACGACCUGUCGCAAAUGAAAUACGGAGAAAAUCACAAGAUGAACAGGAAGAAUCCCGGGAUUCGACCGUUUGAAGGAGGCGGGGAAGUCUCUUUGGAGUUUUUCGCGGAGAAGAGUCACUCGGCGACGUUCGCGUUUGCCAAUCACCAAAAGAAGAAACGACCGCACGCGAUUACGUUUGGACGAUUUUAUAACCACAAGAUUUACGAUUGCGUGGAGAUGAUGGUGAACGGAGAGACGUUCGUACCGAUUAUUAAGUUUGGUAACGCCGCGGCUUCCACGACGAUUGGCUCGAAACCGUGCAUGAUGUUCCUGGGCGAUAAGUUUGAAACCGACGCGAAUUUGAGACAGUUGAAGAACGUGUUCGCGGACGUGUUUCGAGGACGAGUCGUUUCGAGAAUAAACUUGAAAGGUAUCGAUCGAGCGAUUGUCAUCACGGCUUUAGAAGACGGGAAAACCAUUUUGUUUCGACAGUUUGCCAUCAAGUAUAAAAAAAGUGGAACGCGGUUACCGAAAGUACACUUGGAAGAGAUGGGACCGCGAUUCGACGCGACUCUAGGGAGAGUGAAACUCCCACCGCCAGACGUGGAAAGAGAAGCCAUGCGCGUGGAUAAGACGUUAGUGAAGGAAGAAAAAGCGAACGCGUUGAGUCAAGGUAUCAGCGAUAAGGUUGGUAAGAUUUACGUGCAUAAACAAACCGAAGGCUUGGACGAAAUCAACCGAAGGAAAAGUUUAAAAGGCGGCUUGAAGAAGAAGGAGAAGUAG